AUGGGGGAUGUCAGCCCCUUUCAGGUGAAGUUGAGAGACUGGGUUACUCAGGUCUACAGCCUUCGGCAUGGAGCACCGGAGGCGCUUCCUUGGCCAAUUGAGGGUGGUGGGAGCAUCUUGUCUGUGUGCCAGCGAUGCUGGAAGGACCAAGCAGGCCUCGUGGCAGGCUUUUGUGACUUGGUUCAAAAGGUUGGCAUCGCAUCAGAGUCUAUGACGCCUGAUGUCUUUGAGGAAAAGUUCAUGACCAGUCAGGAGUUUCCUCCCAAAGAGGGAUCAAUGUUGGCGACUUGCAUUCUUCAGUGGAGCCUUGAUGACUGCAGCUUCUGGCGUUCCCCUUCAAUGGCUUCUGUCGUUGACAUCUCCAAAAGCAUUGCUCUAGCGGGCUGGAAGGAGGGUGAGAUGAUCGGACUCCGUCUACCUCCCGGAGUGGACCUGAAGAAUGUUGACUCUGAGUAUGGCCUCUACAUGUUUGACGACGGCGGCCAGAAGGCGUUGGCUGCUGCGCUGGUGUUGCUGGGAUGCUUGCACCUUGCCGGGACAGAGCCCAUUGAGAGUCUCCGCCAUCCCCAUGUCACUGGGCUGGUGAAGGGGCUGCUCCAAAUCCCAACAUUGCACAAGAGUCAGGCUUCUGAUGAAGUCAGCCAGAUGCUUCAGAGGAUAGUCAAGCAGAACGUAGAUGCCAAGAAACUCCCCGUCAGCAGCUUUGAAUGGUGUGGAAUUUUGGAGAGAUUGGGAGAGGAAAGCAUCGGCUCCAUCUCUGAAGCAGUGCAAAAAUACAAUGCGAUCCCUGAAAUUUGCGCACACGGCUCCAACACUGAGUCUUGUAUGAAACAUGAAGCCAAUGACCGGAGUGCCAGUGGCAGCCUCAUGAUUGAUUCAAAGAAAUGCUAUGCCAUUGGUCAUUGGAUGCACAAGUGCUGCAAGGAGGCAAAGGCCAUAGUCAUGGACGCCAUGCAGGAUGCCCCAUUCCAGUAUGGACCUUUUGGAGAGGGUCUAGCCCAAAUGCCACAGCUAUUCAUUGGGAGUAAGGCUGACGGCAUGCGGUCUUCUCCUGAAAGUGGCCUGUUUCCUUUGGCCAACGAAGAGACCCUGCGUAUUGAUUGGGACCUCACUUUGGAGUCUCAUGGACAGGCCAUGCUGUUUGAGCGAAUCAAACGGGCAUUUGAGAUGAAUACAGCAAUAGUGGCAGAGGUUCGGGACAAAAGAAAAUACAGAAUGUCACUCGAGGAUUUGACAUCUGUCAGAAAUCUCUGUGCACUUUGGCAGCAAAUCAGAGCAUUCUGCAUGACCCGGAUCCCAGACGAGUUUACAAAGCUUGAUGAGAGACUUCGGAGCGGCAGUUCCAUGGACGAGCAACUCCAGCCUUUGUUCCAAGAAUGCCCCAGUGUCUUUAGCAUCUCAAUGCUCCCACUGACUCAAAAGGCCGCACUGACUGAGCUGAAGCUGAAAGAGGAGUCUGUCACAGUUGAGGUCGAGCGACAACGACUGGAGCUCCGAGCUGCCAAAUGGAAAUGGUUCCAGGGAGCACUUGCAAGAGAUCAGUCCCAGAUGGCAUUGAUAUCUCAAGCACCUGAGAAGAUUCAAGCACUCAAGCACAGGAAGGUAAUGUCAUGGAGGCUUGAACAGGCAAAGGUUGGAGAACGUGUGGUCCUUGCGUAUGCAGACAAGUUCCUUCGGUGCAGGCAAGUGGAGAAGUUGCAGCACCUUCACGAGGCAGAAUCUGCCGGGAUCAAGCAAACAGACUUGUGCAUGGUGAGCUUCUGCGACUUAAACGUGCCGCUGGCCAACUCGAAAGAGCGCAUGGGCGAGCUGAUGCAGGCCAUUGCUUGCAUCAACGAUAUCCAGCCUUCCAAGAACAUUGGGAUCGUGGAGUGCGCAGAGCAUCCUCGCAAGAGCUCACGUCGGGGGCACGCCGACGAGGAAAAAGAGCUGCAAGAGGAACUAUGGGCAUUGAGGCAGCAGUGCGACACGCGAUGGAUAUUACCAUUUGAAGUACCUGCAUCGGCAGAGGCACACAGUUCACGCAGGAGGUGGAGUUUUGGCCGCUUGGUGACCAACAAGGAAGCGGAAGAGACCAAUCAGUUCAUGGUUGCCUCAGAACUGGCAUUAGCCGGACGACCGCUCACUGACAAGAAGAUCGUGAUUCCUCUGUCCAAGGACCUUCUCCUUCCAGAAUCACUGGAGGCUGACGAGGACCUGAAACAAGCAGACAGACAGAGGCCUAGCGCCGAGGCCAUCGCGGCGCAGAAAGGAUCCGACAGGUACCUUGCGCUCUUUCGGAGCCUGUUCAGCCUUUCAGGAGAUGGGCUCGCCAAGCAGGCAGUAAUCCUGAUCAACUUGACCGGCUACGUCGAGGAGCUUGGCGCUGCGGCUUUUCGCCAGAAUUUGGCACUCUGUAGUAAAGCUAUACCAUUAUGUUUGCAGUGGAUCUGUCAUGGGCUCCUUAUCAGAUGA
This is a messenger RNA of Durusdinium trenchii, 2454 nucleotides long. NCBI's taxonomy places the organism in Eukaryota, Dinophyceae, Suessiales, Symbiodiniaceae. The record is from the annotation of a GenBank genome assembly.